Penicillium bovifimosum is the source of this 1323-nucleotide messenger RNA. RefSeq names its product anthranilate phosphoribosyltransferase. The record is from RefSeq and is a predicted model, not a curated record. The transcript is spliced from 2 exons. Lineage: Eukaryota; Fungi; Ascomycota; Eurotiomycetes; Eurotiales; Aspergillaceae. Gene Ontology annotation, biological process: L-tryptophan biosynthetic process. Gene Ontology annotation, cellular component: cytosol. Gene Ontology annotation, molecular function: anthranilate phosphoribosyltransferase activity. Bases 1 to 1323 code for a protein of 440 amino acids.
AUGGCGACACCUACAGCUCCCGCGUCUGAGCAUCCCGAGACCAUUUCGAUCUCUCCACUACUUCGACGCCUUGCCUACCCCGCGGCAGCAGGUAUUCGCGUGAGCGCAGAAGAUCUCCCUGCAGUCAGUGCAGAGGAGAUCGCUUCUGCUUUUGCUUUGAUUUUUGAGAACCGGCUCUCUCAAAUCCAGCUCGCUGCUCUCCUCACACUGCUUCACUCGACCGGCAAGGACAGAGAGGCGGACGUGAUUGCGAAAUGCUCUCACUGCAUGCGAGAGGCUGCCUGCCGGGUGGAAAAAGAGCCAAUCAACAAGAUCAUUGAAUCUCGUGGAAUGGCGGAAGGAAACUAUAAGGGUGGAUUGUGUGAUAUUGUUGGCACCGGAGGAGAUUCUCACUCAACCUUCAACAUCUCUACGACCUCCUCAAUCGUCGCCUCGCCCCUUCUGUUGACCGCCAAGCAUGGAAACCGCGCUCAAACAUCGACCUCGGGAGCCGCCGACGUCCUCAGUGCCAUUCAGCCCAUACCGCCCAAGAUUGCUGCCGUAAAGGCUGAGAACCUCGCAAAGGUCUAUGAGAAGACCAACUAUUCGUUCUUGUUUGCCCCGAACUUCCACCCGGGAAUGGUGCACUCGAACCCCGUCCGCAGAGGUCUCGGUCUCCGAACAAUCUUCAACCUAAUGGGUCCUUUGGCCAACCCCGUCGACUGGGCGCUGGAAGCUCGUGUGAUUGGUGUGGCAUACCAGAGCCUGGGUCCGGUAUUCGCAGAAGCCUUCAAACAGAGUGGAGCGAAGAAAGCCAUGAUUGUAUGUGGCUUAGAAGACAUGGACGAGAUCAGCUGCGCUGGAAAAACAAACUGCUGGAGGCUUUCAGAAUACCCGAACCCUGAUUACAAGCCGUCACAAGACGGAGAGGAUUCAGAUGAGGACGACAGCAGCAACCCCCGGACAUUGGUCAAGGUCGACACAUUCCAGCUCCAGCCAUCGGACUUUGGCCUCUCUAGCCAUCCUCUCAGUGAAGUGGGUGGACGCAAGAUGCCCAAGGACAAUGCGGCCAAGCUAAUGAGCAUCCUCCGGAACGAGCUGCCACGGGAUGACCCCAUUUUGGAGUUCGUUCUCAUGAACGUAGCAGGUCUACUCGUCACCUCCGGUAUUUGUGAGGCCGAGACCAGCAACAUGGGACCUGGGGACGAUGGCAAGGUCAUCACCGAACGUGGCCCUGGCGGAGGCCGCUGGAAAGAAGGCGUGCGCCGCGCACGUUGGGCAAUUGAAAGCGGAGAGUCUUUGAAGAACUUGGAGCGAUUCGUUGAAGUGACUAACCAGCUCUAA